ACCAGUAAAAAAAGAAGCCCACCUGCCAAGUCAAGUGGAUUCGAGAAGCUGAAGUGAAGGAAACAGAGAGAACAGUGAGUUCACUUUUUUGCAAUGAAACUCGGUGGAAUCAAAUCGGUGGAGAACGCGCACGAUGACUCAGUAUGGGCAGUUACGUGGGCACCAGCAACCGCUACCCGACCACCGCUACUACUCACCGGUUCACUCGACGAAACGGUAAGGGUAUGGAAGUCCGAUGAGCUUAUCUUGGAACGCACCAACACCGGUCACUGCCUCGGCGUGGCUUCCGUAGCCGCUCAUCCACUCGGCUCAAUCGCAGCCUCCUCUUCACUCGAUAGCUUCAUUCGCGUCUUCGAUGUCGAUUCCAAUGCCACUAUCGCAACUCUCGAGGCUCCUCCUUCUGAAGUCUGGCAAAUGCGUUUCGAUCCUAAGGGUUCCAUUCUAGCAGUUGCUGGUGGAGGCAGUGCAUCAGUUAAUCUUUGGGACACUUCCACAUGGGAACUUAUUGCCACCCUAUCAAUUCCUCGUGUUGAAGGACCCAAACCCACCGACAAAAGUGGCAGCAAGAAAUUUGUCCUAUCUGUUGCAUGGAGCCCUGAUGGAAAACGACUUGCUUGUGGCUCAAUGGAUGGCACCAUUUCUGUUUUUGAUGUGCCACGAGCCAAAUUUUUACAUCACCUUGAAGGUCAUUUCAUGCCCGUCCGUUCUCUUGUUUAUUCUCCUUAUGAUCCAAGACUACUGUUUUCAGCUUCAGAUGAUGGUAACGUCCACAUGUAUGAUGCUGAGGGCAAAGCCUUAGUCGGGACCAUGUCAGGACAUGCUAGUUGGGUUUUAUGCGUCGACGUGAGCCCAGAUGGAGCAUCUAUUGCCACAGGUUCAAGUGACAGAACUGUAAGGCUUUGGGAUCUUACGAUGAGGGCGUCUGUGCAAACAAUGAGCAACCACACAGACCAAGUAUGGGGAGUAGCAUUUAGACCACCGGGAGGAAAUGAUCUGCGAACCGGUCGGCUUGCUAGUGUAUCAGAUGAUAAGAGCAUAUCACUGUAUGAUUAUUCCUGAUUUAGAUAUUACAUUAUGUAUCCUUACACUUUUGUUGAGUGAUAUUAACUUUUUAAUGCUUUCUUUACUAAUUGAUUUGAAGGAAAUGUUUCGUUGGACUUGGAUAGGCUGUAUGCGUAUUUGGAUUCUGUUUCCUUGUCAAUGAAUUUUUUCUAGUCGUUGCAUUUAAAAA
This is a messenger RNA of Cicer arietinum (chickpea), 1231 nucleotides long. Its product is annotated as WD repeat-containing protein VIP3. The record is from RefSeq and is a predicted model, not a curated record. Gene Ontology annotation, cellular component: Cdc73/Paf1 complex. Gene Ontology annotation, molecular function: protein binding. NCBI's taxonomy places the organism in Eukaryota, Viridiplantae, Streptophyta, Magnoliopsida, Fabales, Fabaceae.